ACAUACAAAAUCUCUGAUAAAUCUAUCCUGUUCGUUGCAUCUUCAUUCUUACUGUAAAAGAAUUAUAUAUAUGUCUUUUGUUGAAAACAAAUACCCUUCAGUUCUGUUGAUAUGGAAGAGAUAAGAUAUUUCAGAUUUACACCAAGCUACUGUCAGCGUAAGACACCGCCAUGAAAGCCGUCCUUCUUCUGUUGUCCAUUUUUGUUUCUUCUGAGGCUUCUGUAAUUUGGAAAGACUGUGUUCCUUCCACCACCGCACAUCCCUAUGUGACGUUUACGUCCGUCACGGUUUCACCUUCCCCUGUGGUGAUCCCUGGGAAUGUUACUAUAGGAGUACAGGGAACAGUUCACCACCACUUUGGCACCGAUGUUAAAAUGGUGGUUCAUAUGGAUAAAUAUCUCCUCGGAGUUUGGACAAAGGUUCCCUGCAGUCAAAAUGUUGGUUCCUGCAACUAUGACAACCCCUGCGAGUUUUUGUCAGCAUUCAAGUCCUCGGGGACCUGUCCAGCCCAGCUUACUGCGCAUGGUCUGCCCUGCACGUGUCCUUUUAAUCCAUCCAACAUCAACCUCCCCCCGUCUGUGUUCGAAGUGACACAAAUCAGUCAGGCAUGGCAGUGGCUCGCUACGGGUAAAUUCCGUGUACAGGCGGAAAUGAUACACGGACAGAAGGUCGUGGGGUGUUUUCACGUAGAGAUGGACAUUAAAAGAAGCGGACACAGCGGUGGAUUCCUCUUUGGAUGAGAUAAUGAAAUGCAUGUCACU
Molecule: messenger RNA, 761 nt
Organism: Ostrea edulis (European flat oyster)
Lineage: Eukaryota; Metazoa; Mollusca; Bivalvia; Ostreida; Ostreidae
Product: ganglioside GM2 activator-like
Exons: 4
Coding region: 171-740 (189 amino acids)
Biological process (GO): lipid transport; ganglioside catabolic process
Cellular component (GO): cytoplasmic side of plasma membrane
Molecular function (GO): lipid carrier activity; enzyme activator activity
Source: RefSeq, a predicted model, not a curated record